This is a messenger RNA of Cryptotermes secundus, 3837 nucleotides long. RefSeq lists its product as uncharacterized. The coding region runs from base 367 to 3420 and encodes 1017 amino acids. NCBI's taxonomy places the organism in Eukaryota, Metazoa, Arthropoda, Insecta, Blattodea, Kalotermitidae. The record is from RefSeq and is a predicted model, not a curated record. The transcript is spliced from 7 exons.
UGUUACAUGAUGUUUAUAAUGUGGCAUAAUGUUUAAGAAAGUUGAUGGAUAGUGUGAGUGGCUCAUAAGAGGUGGGAAUUUAAGUACAUGGUGACACUUUUGCUACUUUCUGUUCAUUAUACACCGAACGUUUUUGAAAGUGUUAAUCUACAGGAUUAAUAAAAGAAUGAAUGAAUGAACUGAUUCAACAAUAGCGCGCAAGGAUGCAGGAUUGUUUUUCUGCGUUUCUUCAGUUUGUAAAUUCAGGAUCAUCUAUGAUAAAUUAUUAGGUUAGUGUAUGAUAGUUAUAUAAUAAACACGCGAUGACAUAAAGAACACUUACAACUUCUUACAAAAACCUGUCUCACAGCAAUCUUUUUUACCAACAUGGGAACUUUGGUCUGUCCCUUGUGUUGUAAUGAAAAAUUUUCAAACCAGCUGUCACUCAGAUAUCAUUUGUUGAGUGUCACAGAUAAUGUGUACUGCCCUGAAUGCAGUCAGCGGUUUGAUAGCAUUCUCCAGCUUGCUGAUCAUUUGAAUGGCAUGUGUGGAAAAGCAGAAUUUAUUAGUGAAUCUGAAGGAUAUAUGCCAACAGAAAAUUUAAUUGAAGAAGAGAGAGUGGUAGUACAUGAAGGCAAGACACAUGAUCCAGAAGUCACUGAGCUAAGCAAUUCAGAAAAUAUGAACUCUGAUUUCCAUGAGGAAGAAAUGCACCAGGAGAUUCCAGUUGCAGCUGACCCCCAGCUGGGUGGUUCAGAAUCAGUGUACCUGGUUUCAGGCAUAGAUGUCCAGCAAAGAGAUGUUACUCUUUUCAAGAAAGACUAUGUUAAUGUCACCGAGCAGAAGUUGCAUGUUGCAGUUGAUCACAAAAGUUCAAGCAGUGUAAUGGAACAGAGAUAUUCCAAUGGCAGUAAUGACGUUGUUGAGAAAUCUGUCGGGGCUGAAGAGGAUUUGCCUGAGAAACUGUCUGAUUUUGAAACAAAUGAAUCAAUAAUGCUGGAUGGUCAGGAAUUUGACAGGGUUAUACACAGUUUAUCAUCAGCGGGUGAAGGGAUGGGUGAUAGUAUGGAGUCGCAACAUGCUUUAUCUGAAAUGGAAGAUCCUGGUGACGGACAGAUGGUCUGCGGCACAUACACAUGUUCCAGCUGUGGGAUCACCUUUAACUCUGUGAUGGAACAUGUAAGAAUGUACCAUGGUGGAGAGGAAGUUGUUAUUGAGGUACCACAGGCUAAGAAAAUUGCCCUUGAGAAGUUGAUUAGAUCUUCAAAGGAAGUUUUGGGAGCCCAUGAUGAGCAGAUGAUGGAUAUUUUACCUCAGUCUAAUGAUGUUAAUGAGACGGCAGGUCUGGAAGAGAGAACGGGCGCAACAGAUUUUGUGUCUGGCUUUUCUGAAAUUCAGCAACAGUCAUCAGAAUUUCAUCCAGAAAACCAAACGAAUGCUUCAAAUCAUGCUGCUGCUGCUAAUGGUGAAAGUCAUGAAAAUGUCAAACCAUAUCCAUGGGCUAAGGAGAGGACUCGAGUUGUUGCAGAUGAAGAGAAAAUAAAGCAAAUUGUUCCUGACCCGAAACGGGUUAUUCCCUCUGUUCAUGUAAGAGAAGAACAUGUAACUGGUGAGGUGAAAUAUGUCAGCAAAGAGGUGAAAAUUGGCAGAUUCUGGGAAACUAAACCUGAUACGGAUUCAAAUAAUGAAAGUGCUAAUACAAAUAAUAAUAUUAAAGUGCCCAUAUUAUCUGUGCCUGGUAGGCUGAAGAUGGAAAGUAAGAGGCAACUUUUCAAGAAGGACACUAGAACCAGCAUUGAGAAAUUAUUUAGUGGUAAUUUUUUAUUAAAAGGGUCUGGGGGUCGUGGAACUAGGCCAGGACCCUAUCUUGGGGUAAAUAGGGUUCCAGAAGUAAAGGUAAUUAUGAGCCCUGGUGACAAAGGAAUAGAAAAUGCAAUCUCUGUGUUUACAUGUAGUACAUGUCAGCAAGAAUUUGGUAAUGUGUCUGCAUUCGAAAGACAUUCUUGUACCAUCGCAAAAAUGUGUACCUUGGUCUGUAAGUUGUGUGACGAGGAUAUAGUUGAUAUGAAGGAAAUGCGUUCGCACAUGGAAUCAGUUCACAAUGUUAAGUCCGAGAUGCCGAACAUGAUGAAAAGGAAGUACAACAUGCAGAUGUUACCUGCGCCCGUGAAGUGUGAAUCGUGCGAUAUGACGUUCACAACGAUAAGAGCUUUGAAGUUGCACAGGAAGGUGCAUGAACGGGCAGAACUGAAAGAACUGAAAGUCCCUCUGGAGUGUCCAGUUUGCCAUAAUAUGUGCUCAACCAGUCGAACGUUGAAGCAGCACAUGAAAGUGCACGCAAAACCAUUGCCUGGGAAGAAAAUUGAAGAUGGUGCUGGGGCAACCGAAGAGGAUGUGAAUGCUAAGGCAGAGAAGGGCGAGACACCCAGUUCGCUUGCAUGUAAAGUGUGUUGUAAGCCAUUCAGCAGUAAUGAUGAGUUGCGGGUGCAUUGGCAGGAACAUCUGAUUAAAGAGGAAGAUGAGGAGGAUGAAGAAGAAGAAAAACUGGUAGAGAAGACAGAUGAUGGGUCAAUGGAACCUGCAGUGCCGGAGGAGGAUGGUAUGCAGAACAAGAAGAACACUGUGCCAUGCGCGAGGUGUCACAAGGAGAUAGACAAGUGCUGUAAAGAGGAACAUAUGGCGAAACAUUUCUCCCCUCUGAGGUAUGAUUGUCCAGUUUGCAACAAGACCUUCAGCAAACAUGGCCACCUCAACAUGCACAUGCGAAUCCACAGAGGAUUCAAAGAAUGCUCAUGCAUCCACUGUGGAAAGAUAUUUGCAAACAUGAAUCUUCUGAGGACACACGUUCAGUCUCACAUGAUCCACCGUCCUUACAAAUGUGGUUUCUGUGGACGUGGCUUCUUCCGACCUCAUGACAAGGUAGAGCAUGAACGUGUUCAUACAGGAGAGAAGCCUUAUCACUGCUCAGUGUGUGGCAUGCAGUUCAGAGUGCGAUAUUGUCUCACCCUCCACAUGAGGCGACACACAGGUAUCCGUCCCUACAACUGCAAGGUGUGUGGCAAAACGUUCCGAACUGGCACAGCAUUCAAGGCUCACACUAAGAUCCAUCUGGAUGAACGUGCUUACAAGUGUCCCUCCUGCCCGAAGAAGUUCAACACAUUGAUCCAACUUCUGGGUCACAAGAACAGCCAUACGAAGCCCUACUCCUGUGUGGAAUGCAACCGGCCAUUUUCAUCCCUCUAUGCUGUUCGGAAGCAUAUGGAAUCUCAUGAGGAGGGGAACAGUGGCAAGGUGCCCCUCAAGUUCCAGUGUGAUGUAUGUGGGGCAUCUUACGCACGCAGGUUUGCUCUCAAGGAUCACCUCAAGGUCCAUGGUCCUAAUAUUCCUUCAACAGCAGCUGAUAAAAAUUGCUCCGAUGAUUCAUCAAGUGACAUAUCAUGAGCUGACAUUUGGUUUUCUUAGUGACUGAUGUUAACACAGGAAAGUGAAAUUUACAGCACACACAUUUGGAUUUUGUCAAAUGACAAACUGUUUACAGUCAGCAAUCUGUAACUGAGAAUAAAUGCACAGUAGGUCAGACAGAAUUGAGUUAUUUCCCAUGUACCAGGUGUUAUGUGUGUAAAUAAAGAAAACCGUUGCAUUUUGUGCACACAUUAACGUACUGAGGAGUUUGGUGUAGUUCUGAGACUCUUAAGGCUAUUGUUCUUAAUUUAUAUGGCUUGAAUUGAAUCGUUCUCCGUGGAGCAAUAUUAUAUACAGAGUCCUCCUGUGCAAUGCCUGGUUAUUGCUGGAUGGGGCUUGUUUUGGAAAUGUAGUGCUAUGCAUACUUAAAAGUUUACAUUUAUUUGUUCUGCUGCA